This is a messenger RNA of Fomitopsis serialis, 1429 nucleotides long. RefSeq lists its product as uncharacterized. The transcript has a single exon. The record is from RefSeq and is a predicted model, not a curated record. NCBI's taxonomy places the organism in Eukaryota, Fungi, Basidiomycota, Agaricomycetes, Polyporales, Fomitopsidaceae. Bases 370 to 1218 code for a protein of 282 amino acids.
AGACUCACGGUUCGGCGGAAGAGACGGGCAGGCGGGCCUUGCCCCUGAACUGGAGGGUAAUCUCCUUGAUGGAGGUGGGCUCGGUGAGGUGGAGGACGACAUGGCCGCUGAGGAGAGAGGGGUCGACGUCGACGCCGGUGCCGCGGAGGACGAGGGUGUCGGAGGCGACGACGAUGUCGAGGAAGGGGCCGUCCCUGUCCUUCUUGUCGCGGUGCAUGGCGGCGGAGUCGUGCUCGUGGGCGGAGGUGGUGAUGGACUGGAAGGCGGAGUUGAGGGCGGUGAUGAGGGAGUCCUCGUCCGGGUGGGGGUGCAUGUCGGGCGGGGAGACGGGGGCCUUGUGAGGACGAAGGACAUGGCGGGCAGCUAGCUAUGAGGCAGCCGAGAGGGAAAUGGAAGGCUGUUGGGAGGAAGAGAAGACCGAUCGGGGGUCGUGUCGUGACGGGUUCGCGCCUGGUCGCCUGGGACCGGGGGAGUGGAAGCAGCUGGCUGCGAGUGCGCGGGCUCAAGAGCACCAGAGGAGGGAGGACCAGACGGUGGGCCAGGCGCGGAUUGGGUUGGAGAAAUACGCAAAGGGUGCGACGCCGUGCACCGAGGGCCGGAAUCCCGGAUGCGUGUUCAGCCGAAAAACCGCCUCGACCGCCCCAACGACCGCCGUAUUUUAUUUUCGAUUCCUCGCUCCGGCUGCCCGUAUCUCCCUCCACCCACUUCCAUUUCGGGCUCCCCGUCGGACCCCGACCCGGGCGUUCCGUACAUCGAUCCUCCGGCCCACGUGGCUCCGGCCCUGCCGCCCGAUGCCGACAUUCACCGUCGCCUGCGCACCGUCUUCUACUCGCCGGAGCGCACCGUAUAUGCAGUUCUCACGUCUCCGUCUCCCGCAAUCCCCCUCCACCGCUCGCUUUUGUCGCGCUGCCGUCUGCCUUUGACGUCACACGGGCCCGACGCGUACGGUUUGCGUAUACGUACGGUCUCGUACGGUGCAUGUUUCGCGCAGAUCUUCCCAUCAAUCCUCCGUGCGUUCCGCCCGCCGCCUCGUGCUGCUCCCCAUCGCGCUGGCAACAUCCUCGUUCCCGUAAACCAGUGUCAUUCCGAACAUCCCCACCCGGCCUCUAUCAUAUUCCGCCCCUUCAUUUUCCUCAGACGUGUCUUAUCCUCCUGGCCCGCACCUCUUAUCGCCAGCCGCGCCUCCUCUGGGCCCCGACAGGCCCGCUCCGCCCUUGACAGCACGUUCGUCCCCGCUUGGACGCUGCGCCGCCGGAAGACGCGGAUGCCGACUCUUCCUCCUGCCGGACGCUCACUUCCUACGGCCGCACCCGCAGAUCUCAGUACACCUUUACUUCCUGGCGCUUCUAGUGGGACGCCACAAAGUCUUUGACCAUGCAUCUUCACCGCAAUUGGGCUGUCCACCAGCUUCGCAAUUCAGUCCUCCGGC